AUGGUCGACGUUGGAAUCAACAUCGCCAACAACCUCAAGGCGAAGAAUUUUAUGGGCACGCUGAGCAUACGCAAUGGACUCUUCUUCAUCGCAAUUCAACAAUUCCUGCUGGGAGUGUCGUUGUACAGCGUCAUACACUACCUGCACCCCAGCCUUACCAAGCUUGCGUGGCUCCUGUUCGGCGUCAAUGCGAUCUCGGCCGUACUCGGCUUCCUAGGAGCACUCAAAAGGAGCAUGGUCAUAGAGUGCGUCUAUCUGGUAUUCUACUUCAUAUCACUGACGCUCGUCUUUCUUACCGUGCUGGACAUGGCUGAACUCGUCCAUUUGCUGCCGAAGGCGCCGCAAAUAAGAGAUGUGUCCGACUUCGGAGCCUUGAGGUCUGCAGCUUUCCUCAGAGCGGGAGGAAUGAAGCCGCACGUAUUCCUCAGGCAACGUGAUAUGCCGUUAGAUUUGGGUGAAGAUGAUUUUUCAACACAAGGAGACGAUGACCUAGAAAUAAAUCCCGAUGAUGACUCCAAGCUCAGGAACGAUGGACACAAUGCACUGCCCACCGACGUCGACAUUGCGCCUCUGCGUUCGCCUGACUUAGACAGACAACAGGAGAUUUCGCCUGCAAAGCAACAACGUCAACACGUUGUGGAUGAGAGUGGGCGCAGUGAUGUAGCAACUCCAGCUGCAGUUGCGACUAAUAAUGCAGAAGGGGCAACUGUUGACUCAGACCUGCGUGAUCUUGAAGCCAACAGAAACGCGACAACGACUACUGCGCCCAAACGUGGGAGAGAUAAUGCCAAUGUUCACGUACCUAAAGCGCUGGCAGCACCUACUAAGGAAAAUGAAGUCACCGCUGAUAGUUUACCUGCGCAAGCAGAAGUCGCCGAUUCGGUAGAACCCGCGAAAGAGCCAAACGCCGAAGACGCCAAGAUGGAAUCAUUCUACGAUCGUUUGCCGCUUGUGCCACACCUGGGAGAGACUGAGGGUGAGGCGGAAGAGGUUUCAAAAGAGGAACUGCCGCCGGAAACACACGAUCUCACACCAGAAGGCAUCUCGGAGGUUGUCGCCAUCUACAAAAUUCAAAAACGACCCCUCAAAAUGGCGGCUGCAGGGCUUACAACAAUGGCGCUCCUGUUCAACAUCUACUGCUACUGGGUGGCAGUAACCUUUGUGCUUAACAAGUGCACAUGUCUCGACGAGCUGGUCUCCCAUCCAGAGCAGUUCACUCCACUCAUCGACUGA
This is a messenger RNA of Babesia bigemina, 1233 nucleotides long. RefSeq lists its product as hypothetical. Lineage: Eukaryota; Apicomplexa; Aconoidasida; Piroplasmida; Babesiidae. The record is from RefSeq and is a predicted model, not a curated record. The coding region runs from base 1 to 1233 and encodes 410 amino acids. The transcript is spliced from 2 exons.